Messenger RNA from Clunio marinus, 231 nucleotides. The record is from the annotation of a GenBank genome assembly. NCBI's taxonomy places the organism in Eukaryota, Metazoa, Arthropoda, Insecta, Diptera, Chironomidae.
AUGUUUAAGCGGAGAAAUAACUGGAGCAUUCUCUACCAGAAAAAAAGCUUAGAGAGAUGUUUACAAAUAUUCGGUACUUUUCAAAUGUUCAUAAGACAAUUCAUAAGGCAAAAUCCCAAUGGAAUAGAUGACGACAUCAUCGUCAAGUUGUUUUUAUUUCAAGAAAAUGUUACCAAAAGUGACAUCAUCCUGAAAAGAAGAAUAUUAACAUCAAAGGAACCAAAAUAUUAA